Messenger RNA from Rhipicephalus sanguineus (brown dog tick), 1171 nucleotides. RefSeq lists its product as uncharacterized. NCBI's taxonomy places the organism in Eukaryota, Metazoa, Arthropoda, Arachnida, Ixodida, Ixodidae. Gene Ontology annotation, molecular function: calcium ion binding; enzyme regulator activity. Bases 113 to 1171 code for a protein of 352 amino acids. The transcript is spliced from 4 exons. The record is from RefSeq and is a predicted model, not a curated record.
CACAGGCGACUUGCAGUCCUCCGAGGAGUCGCUAGCGGUGCUGCGCGAAGUUUUCGCCUUGUUCGACAAGGACGGCAAUGGCGAGAUAAGCCCCGAUGAGCUGGGCGUCGUUAUGCGUGCCUGCGGCCAGAACCCGACGCAGGCCGAGAUCGAGGAGAUGAUUGCCAAGGCGGACACCGAUGGCAACGGCACCAUCAGCUUCCCCGAGUUCGUCGCUAUGAUGAGGGAGCCGCCCACCGAAGAAACGAUCCGUCAAGCGUUCAUGAUGAUUGACAAAGACGGGAAGGGCUUCAUCACUGCCUCUGACCUGCGCUACGUGAUAAUGACCGACCUGGGCGAGCAAGUGACGGACGAAGAAAUUGACGAAAUGUUACGGGAAGCCGACAUGGACGGAGACGGGCAAAUUAGCUAUCAAGAGUUCGUUGCAAGUGCCAGAUGCGUUGGCGGUGGCGGCGGAGCGCAAGGCACGGCAAUGAAGUGCUCCCCACCAACGCACUCGCCUCAAGGAGGCGAAAAAGCGACCACGGCUACUUCGACAGUACCGUCGGCGUCGCAAACCGCUGCUCAAAGUGCACUUAAAGCGCGCGUCAGCGUUCCGGAUGCCGGCGGUGUCGGUGACGGCGGCCGCACGAGCAGUGGCCCCCGGAACAAGAGCAGCAAAGGAUACACUACUCCAGGCGGCGGCGUUGGCCGAGCAGCCACUGGCUCGGGAGGGUCGCAGAUCUCCGAGGAGGCGAUCGUGGAGCUCCGCGAGCUUUUCGCGCUGUUCGACAGGGACGGCGAUGGGGAGAUCAGCACCGAGGAUCUGGCCAUCAUGACGCGCGCCUUCGGCCAGAACGCGACCGAGGUCGAGCUCAAGAACAUGAUCGCCCAUGUGGACACGGAUGGCAGCGGCACCGUCGACUUCCCCGAGUUCGUCGCCAAGGUGAGAGCGGACACGCUCACUACGCUCACCGAAGAAGAGACCCGUAAACUGUUCAAGCUCUUCGACAGAGACAGAAACGGCUUCAUCACUGCGGAUGAGUUGCGCCACUUCAUGGCCGCCUUGGGCGAGCAACUGACGGACGAGCAAGUCGACGAAAUGAUACGGGAAGCCGACAUGGACGGAGACGUACAAAUUAGCUACGACGAGUUUUCUGCGCUAGUAACGUCGGCGCAAAAAUCGAAAUGA